Messenger RNA from Leptopilina boulardi, 1479 nucleotides. RefSeq lists its product as uncharacterized. NCBI's taxonomy places the organism in Eukaryota, Metazoa, Arthropoda, Insecta, Hymenoptera, Figitidae. The record is from RefSeq and is a predicted model, not a curated record. The transcript has 2 exons. The coding region runs from base 50 to 727 and encodes 225 amino acids.
AAGCGAUGAGAUAUUAUCGCAAAACAACAAUUUUUCACAAAGAAAAAAUAUGAAGAAACAAAAAAAUCAAUUUCAAAAAUUGAAUGAAAAAUCAAUGUCAUUGAAAUUAAAAAACUUUUCAUCAGCAUUUAAAACAAUAAAAAAAUCAUUGAAUAUUAUUAAUUCAGUUAUUGAUAUUUCGGAUGAUGAAAGAAACAGUGAUUCUGAUAUUCAAGAAUUGGAGGAAAAUAAUUCACCAAAAAUGAAAUUAAAAUUUCCAUCUGAUUCAGAUAAUGAUGAAGAAAUAAAUUCCAUGAGUGAAUCAAAAUUAAGAAAAAUUGGAGAAUUUCUUUCAAAUUCUGAAAUUAAAGAAAAGGCGAAAACAGAUUUAAUUGAGUUUAACGACAAUUCGGAAAAUGAGAUAAUAUUAGCAAAUACAGAGGGUGAAAGUGAAAAUAAAAUUGAGAAAAUUAAAGAAAAUGCUUUAAGGGAAAAAUUGGUAUCAAAUGAAUUGGAAAAUAAAUUAUCUUUACUUGAAGAAACAAAGGAAACAACAAUUGAAGAUACUUUGAAUGAAGUGUCGAGGAAGAAUUUAAACGACAUUGAUGAGAAAAAAUUAAUAUCACCACAUGAGAAACUAAAAAUGUCAUCUUACGUAAUGUUAGAAAUACUUGAUGAAAAAUUACUGGGAAAUCAGUUGAAAACAAAGAAAAAUCUCUCUACUUCCAUUAUUGUUAUUGAUAAAUAGCAAUUUCUACCUGUCAGCUUGAAAUCAUUAAUUUAUGAAUUCAAAAUCGAGAAUUUAUUCUCAAUGUCUUUGGAUUAAUACAAACCUUGUGGAAAAUUCAAUAAGUCUACCAAAAUCAACGCAAAAUCCAAUCUUCAUGGAAUUGUCGUCGGAUUAAAUUUAUUCGAAAGAAAAAAAUUAUUUAUCGUUUUCAAUUUUUAUUUUUUAAUUUCCAAAUUUGAUACAAAAAAUUUCAAUAUUAUUCGUCAUUCUCUUUCUAUUUAUUAAUCAGUGAAAAAUUAUCCCUUUUCUUAAUUUUUUCAUUGCUUUUCAAUUUCUUUAUGUUCUUUUCUAAAAAAAAAAAAAAAAAAACAAAUAUAAUUUGUUAUUCAAAAGUAUUUUUUUUUUCAUAAAUUUCUUAAUUGAAUAUUUUUUUUUUUUAGAAUAUAAUCAUUGUUCUUAGUAUACAAAUAACAAAAUUAAGGGCUUUCGAUUGUAAAAAAAAAAUAAAUAUAUAUAUAUAUAUUUUAAAUUUUCUGUUAAAAAUAGAGAGAAUUACAAAACUCAAACAGUGCCAUAUUAAAAAAAAAAAAAAAAUGUUUAUUAUGUCAAAAUUCUACUGAUUGUUCAUCAAGCGAGUAAAUUUUUCACGCUUUAAAAUAAAAAUGUUUUAUUUGUAUGUUUGUGCUUAAUAUUUUAAUUUAUUAUUUAAUUUUUAAAUAAAUUAAAAUUACAUAAGACUUUUUUUUACUCAAUGUUUUAUAUAUAUAUAU